AUGAGGGCCCCAUCUGCAUACAGCUGUGGUAGAGGUCUGCUUAGUCAGGUGUUCUCUUCUCCACAUGUGGGGUAUGUGCCAAAGCGGUACAUUGUAGCGAUAAUGGCAUUCUUGGGCAUGGUGUUCAACUACAUGCUGAGAGUGAACAUGAACCUGACCAUCGUGGCCAUGGUAAGCAGUCACACCAACAACACUACCAGUCCGGCACAGAGCCAGUGCAACUAUGAGGAUAACUACGACAACAGCAGCGACACCGACGGGGAGUUUGAGUGGGACGAGUGGACACAAAGCCUCAUCACCAGCUCCUUCUUUGUUGGUUAUCUGUGGACCCAGAUACCAGGUGGACGUCUGGCCGAGCUUGUGGGUGCCCGACUUGUGUUUGGUGGAGCACUGGUCACAGCCUCCUGCAUUACUUUCUUCAUACCCUUGGCAGCCAGGUCCAGCAGCGGCGCCCUCAUUGCUGUCAGGGUCCUCCUGGGCCUCUCUGAGGGGGCAACAUUCCCGUCAACACACGCCCUCCUGGCCACCUGGGCUCCACCCUUGGAGCGCUCUGUUCUCUCUACCAUCAUCUACGCUGGGUCCCAGGCGGGUACCAUCGUGGCCUUCCCUCUGUCUGCGGCCAUAAUUGACGGGUUGGGAUGGGAAGCAGUGUUCUACAUCGAGGCGUGCAUGACAUUGGUAUGGUGUCUUGCCUGGUUCCUUGUUGUUGCUGAUACACCGGACAAGGACACUCACAUGACUCAGGUCGAGAAGGACUACAUUACUGCCUCUCUAGCAGAUUCAAAGGAUAAGAAGACUUCACCAGUGCCGUGGAGGUCAGCCCUGACGUCACUACCGUUCUGGGCGAUCCUUGUGGCUGGUCUUGGUAACAACUGGGGUUUCUACACUCUACUCACUGACCUGCCGCUCUACACCAAGAACAUGCUACACCAGGACAUUAAGUCUAACGCUGUAUUGAGCGGUCUGCCAUACCUGGGUAUGUGGAUCUUCAGCUUAGUGGUGAGCCUGACGGGGGACACACUACGUAAGAAGGCCAUCCUCUCCACCCAGACUGUCAGGAAGGUCGCCAACACCAUCGCACAUGCAGGACCUACGUUGUGUUUGCUGUGCCUCAGUUUAGUGGAGUGUGACCGAGGUGCAACCAUUGCUCUAUUCUUUAUAGCGAUCAUCGUACAAGGUGGAAUAUACAGGUUUAUGGUCAACCAUGUGGACAUCGCGCCCAACAUUGCUGGCACACUCUUCGGUAUCACAAAUGGUGCUGCCACAAUACCGAGCUUCAUCGCUCCCGUGACUGUGGAGCCCUCACAAAUAAAAAGGGUUUGUGAGACGAGAUUGUGCCAUAAAUACUCCACUGAAUGA
Cherax quadricarinatus is the source of this 1359-nucleotide messenger RNA. NCBI's taxonomy places the organism in Eukaryota, Metazoa, Arthropoda, Malacostraca, Decapoda, Parastacidae. The record is from RefSeq and is a predicted model, not a curated record.